Colletotrichum phormii is the source of this 982-nucleotide messenger RNA. RefSeq names its product microsomal signal peptidase 12 kDa subunit. Gene Ontology annotation, cellular component: signal peptidase complex; endoplasmic reticulum membrane. The record is from RefSeq and is a predicted model, not a curated record. NCBI's taxonomy places the organism in Eukaryota, Fungi, Ascomycota, Sordariomycetes, Glomerellales, Glomerellaceae. The coding region runs from base 271 to 582 and encodes 103 amino acids. Gene Ontology annotation, biological process: protein targeting to ER. The transcript has 3 exons.
CUAAUACUACCUACCUUACCUUACCUAAGGUACUUCGAGACUUCUGCUCCUUCCGCCAUAAUACCAGAUCAUCAACUGUUGAUCGCCUCGAAACCACAGACCUAACCAAGUAUUCGGACACACAUCUACGGUCCGACAUUCUGCACCUACGACUUGGCAAGGGGGCUGUUCACCACACCGACCCAUCGUCUGGCGCAUCUUCCAACUUCAACCGGCCCGGCCAACAACCAGAAAGAACAACUCUUGGACAGUUUCGCGGUGGUAGUUACAAUGGCCGAUCAAAUUCUCGACAAGGUUCGCGAUAUCGCGGAAGGCCAGAUCGACUUUGAGGGCCAGAAACUGGCAGAUCUCCUGGCGACUCUACUUCUCUCGGCAUCUGGAGUUCUUGCCUUCAUCAUCGGAUACAUUCUCCAGGACAUCAAGCUCGCAGUCUACGUUGGCUUGGGCGGAACCGUUCUCACAUUCCUCCUCGUCGUGCCUCCUUGGCCCUUUUUCAAGCAACAUCCAGUCAAGUGGCUACAGCCUGGAUCCACGUCCGGGUCCGGAGCACGGAAUGUGGCUACAAUAGAGAAGUCGGGAUAGCCGGGAACAAAGACGUCAAUUGUUCAUCAAGUCAUUUGUGAUGUAUGGUUCCUGCGUCUGUAACUGUGCCCACCCUUUAGGGCCUCUCUAGCUAGCUGUUUCAGCGAGCUGGACGCAGCCCUCGCUCGUCAGGAGAGUAUCACGGAUUGUAUCCUUAUUCUGCGUGGCCAUGCCACCAUAAUGCUGCGUAUCCAUCGACCGAGAUCCUCGCACCAUUGUCUUGCGCCACUUCAGCGACCGUACUUCUGGAACUCCCAGUCGCGGUUGUCCAGCGGGCAGACUUGUCGAGCCUUGAGCCAACGUGAGAUACAGUGGAAAUGGAAAGCAUGCUGCACAUAGGUUAGCGAGAGUAGGCAGAAGUAGUAAAGAGAACAUACGUUGCAGAUACCCCAGGCCACAG